Messenger RNA from Gasterosteus aculeatus aculeatus (three-spined stickleback), 2218 nucleotides. Its product is annotated as tripartite motif-containing protein 16-like. Gene Ontology annotation, molecular function: zinc ion binding. NCBI's taxonomy places the organism in Eukaryota, Metazoa, Chordata, Actinopteri, Perciformes, Gasterosteidae. The record is from RefSeq and is a predicted model, not a curated record.
CACUCCGUCUCUGAUAAGAGGUGAAAUGGCUGAAGUAACACCUCAGCUGUUGGAGACCUUCUCCUGUUCUGUCUGUCUGAACGUCCUGAAGGACCCGGUGACGAUUCCCUGUGGUCACAGCUACUGCAUGAGCUGUAUUAAAACCAACUGGGAUAUAGAGAAUCGGAGGGGAAUCAAUCGCUGCCCUCAGUGUGGAACGAUCUUCACAGUGAGGCCUGCCCUGGUGAAGAACGCCAUGUUAGCAAAUUUAGUGGAGCAACUGAAUGCAGUCCAAGCUAUUCCUGCUGAUCACUGCUAUGCUGCUCCUGAAGAUGUGGCCUGUGAUUUCUGCACUGGGAGGAAGCUGAAAGCCUUCAAGUCCUGUCGGAUGUGUUUGGCUUCUUACUGUGAGAAACACCUUCAGCCUCAUUACGAUGUGGCUGCUUUAAGGAAUCACAAGCUGGUGGACCCCUCCAAAGAGCUUCAGGAGAACAUCUGCUCUCUUCACAAUGAGGUAAUGAAGAUCUUCUGUCGUACUGAUCAGCAGAGCAUCUGUUAUCUCUGCUUUAUGGAUGAACAUAAAGACCACGACACGGUCUCAGCUGCAGCAGAAAGGACUGAGAGGCAGAAAGAGCUGGAGGUGAGUCUACUCAACAUCCAGCAGAGAAUACAGGACAGAGAGAAAGGUGUGAAGCUGCUUCAACAGCAGGUGGAGAAAAUCAAUGAAGCAACGGAGGACAGUGACAAGAUCUUCCACGAGCUGAUCUCUUUCAUGAUGAAAAGAAGCUCUGAUGUGAAGAAGCGGGUCAAAUCCCAGGAGAGAGCUGAAUUGAGUCGAGUCAGAGGUCUUGAGAUGAACCUGCAGCAGGAGAUCUCUGAGCUGAAGAGGAGCGACGCUGAGCUGCAGGAGCUCUCACACACACAAAAUCUGAACCAGUUCCUCCAGAACUACCCCUCAGUGUCCCCCCUCAGUGAGUCUACAGACUCAUUCAGCAUCAGCAUCUGUCCUCCGAGCUGCUAUAAGGACUUCACAACGGCUCUGUCAGAAAUCAGAGACAAACUAGAGGACGUCCUGAGAGAGAAAUGGACAAAUGUCUUCCUGACUGUGGCUGAAGUGGAUGUUUUACUCUCACAAUCAGAGCCAAACACCAAAGCUGGAUUCUUAAAAUAAUCACUUGAAAUCUCACUACUCUGGAGACACUGCUGAGUUCAAAUCGACAGAAGUCAUUUCAGGGUUUGACUGUUUUGACUCACUGUGAUCAUCAUUUGUAUCUCCAUGUUGGAUGCUCAGUGUUUCUUCACUGCUCUCACAUCUUCUCAUUAGUUCUUCUGUAGACGUGCCUUCAGGUGGACCUCCUUCUGGUGUGUGUUUAGCCAAGGAGAAUAUCACUGUUGUUGUUUACCUGAACUAACUUUUCUACGUAUGAUUAUUAGAACAUUUUAGAGUUCUAAAUGUUUGAUGAAUAUUUGUAUUCAUACAUUUACACUUUUCUUUAACUUCCAUUGCAUCGAUCUUAAGAGGAAAAAAACAACAAAGAUAUUGUUUUCUUGGUUCUAGGUUUGUAGACAUUUGCUUGUUUGUGUAUUUUUGUUCCACACUGUCAAUGCUGAAUUAUUGUUUUUUACAUAACUGAUGUUCUGAUCCAAGAUAAUAAUUGUGUGGAUAAAGUGAAUCUGUACAUGAAACCACUGUUCUACGUUUCCCUUUUCUCAAUCUCUCAAGGUGUUCUCUCCUUCUGCAGCAGCUGCAUGACGCUCCUCUACAUCCAGACCACGUUCACUGAGGCUUUCUAUGCUGCACUUUGGCCGUUUUAUUCACGUGGAGACCCGGCUGAAUCCUGCAAACUCAAAUGCACAGAAGUCCUCUCAGGGUUGAACUCUUUGUUUUAACUCUCCAUCUCAUUGUGUCUCCACGAGAGCUGGUUGUUGUGCUGUCAAACACACAGUUAAACAUGGUGGCUUCCCAAUCAGUUGUGCUGUUUGAGUUACUUUUAGGUGGAUAAAAACACAAUUAUUGAUUUUACUUGAAAUUUCCAAAUAUGCAGCAGAGUUUUUGUUCUCCUUUAGAACUCUGUCUAUUUGGCUGGACAAUUUGAAAAACAGUGAAGUUACGAAGCAACGUCCGUCUGUCGCACUCUCUUGUUACUGCACAAUGUAAAUGGGAGAUUAUAAACCCCGUCCUGUUUUAGUGGUCCGAGAGUGUGUCCGCUUUGGGGACCUCAGACUCGUGGCUGUGCUC